CGAAUGGAGCGUUAAGAUGGAGCGGAGGAGAACAGAAAGGACUGGAGGAGCGUGAAGACCGCGAUGGCUCCGCACUGAUCAUCUUCCACCAUCAUCAGCAGCAUCGCCAGUUGUGAUCACUCACUCACAUGAGGCUGGCCGUCCCUUCGUGCUGCGACGGCCGUCUUCGGCCGCUCGAGGGUGACACAGAGGUGCUGGUGGAGCCGCCUUGGCACGAUGACAUCGACAUUGACGACGAGAGUGAGGAUCUGGACGAGGGCGUUCAUGUGGAGCUGCUGCACAAGGUAAGCGAAGAGAGAGCCACAAACUGCCUGCAGAGGCAGUGCAGGAAGGCUCGCUCAUUCAGUUCUCUGUGUGUGUGUGUGUGUUUGCUAUCCAUUAAGACGUUUGCCCCGCGGCUGAUCGACCACUCGCUGUCGUACGUGGGUGUGGGCAUCAAGCACGUCGGCGGCAGCUGCGGCCUCAAGGCAGCCGACGUCAUGUCCAAGUCCACCACGUGCGCCUGCCUCCCCCCCUCCCUCACCCGUGCCACCACACCCACCACACAGGCCACAUCCGUGUGUGACGAGCCAGACGGCGAGGAGCAGCACGUCACGCCCGUCCACCGCCCUGUGCCCCUUUUGCUGCCGGCAGUCGUGUACGUCCGUCUGGCCGGGUGGCUGACGUCCCCACUGUGGAUGUGCCCCCUGCGCAGGUGGGCGGCGGCGCACUCGUCAUCGGUGGUUGGGGUGCCUGAGGCACGCCCGACAGAGGAGGCCGUCACGGCGAUGGCAGGAGCGCUGCUCAGUGGCGGCAUCAGCAUCUCGGUGAGGGAGCUAAGGGAAGACAUGAUGGUGGUGCAGUGAUGACGCGACGACCUUUCUGACGUGGUUCGUUCGUCUGUGUGCGCUCAUGUUGUGUGUCAGGUUUUCCUUGCCUUGCGCAUGAUGGGGGUCAAUGUGCUGCUGCGAUGAGGUGGGUGGGUGGGUGAGUGGGUGAGUGAGUGGAUUCAAGAAGCCUGACUGGCUGUGGCUGUGCUGCGUGGUGUGUGGGGUGAGUGAUGUGGCGCUGGCUGACCCGCCCGCCCAUUUGAUUUGAUGUGCGUGGAGAGGGAGGGAGCGAGGAUGUGGGUGGGAAUUUUGUAAAACUAGUUGUGUGUGGAUAUGGUGGAUAUGCGAUUAACCAACUAGCCAAGCCAUCUAGGGGGCUGGGGGGCGAUGUGUGUGGAUGGAUCCUCUGUCUGUUAUGGUAUGUACUUGUGCUGCAUGCCUUCACCAAUGUGACGCCGAAUGGGGGUGGGGUGGGAGGGGAGGUCUUCAGUGGUCCCCUGCUCACAUGCACACAACCGCGAAAUGGUUUCCUCUCUCUACCCACCCAUCCAUCCAUCCACUGCUAGUCUAGUCUAGUCUCUUCCUGUCAGUGCCUCUGUGUGUGCGUGUGCGCGUGUCUGUGUGCGUGCGAUGGUUUAAGCGGCGGCUGUUGUCAGUCAUUGGGUGUUGCGUGAGCAAGCAUGAGCAUAAAAGGGAUGAAUGGGUGGGUGGGAAGGCGGCGGGUGUCUGUCUGUCUGUCAUGGUGAUGGUGGCGACGAGUGUCAUCUCGGGCGGGUAUUUCUUGAACUGACAGAUAGAUAACACUUCCUUCCGCUGCUGCACAGAGUGCAUUCAUUUUCACCGUACAUAGCUGUGAGUAUUUUCAUUCGCUGUCUUCCCGGCUGCCUUGGUUGCCUGCCUGCCUUGUACGUAUUUGUCUGUCCGCCGUCCUGCGUGUGUGUCACGACGUGUGCUGCGCUGUGGUCUGGUGUGCUCGGGUGUCUUGCGCUGGACGUGGUGGCCAAGUUUGACGGUCACCUCGGUUUGUGUGCGUGUGUUGUGCGUGCGUGUGUGUGUCGAUAGCCAUGUGUGGGUGGGUGCUAGUGCUGGUGUUUCUAGUUGCUGCAUACUGGCUUUUUCUGCGCACACGACACGUACAUGCUGUAAUUGCGUGAGCGUGUGUGUUGUGCGUUGUGCGUUGGGUGUCGGUGUGUGUGUGUGGUGUGUGGUGUAGGGUGGAAGGGGCAACGAAGCUCUGUAGAAAGACCUACUUAAGUGCGACUGGAUCAAGUGUCCUCACC
Messenger RNA from Vitrella brassicaformis, 2089 nucleotides. NCBI's taxonomy places the organism in Eukaryota, Vitrellaceae. The record is from the annotation of a GenBank genome assembly.